AUGAACGCCUACGAAAUGCAAUUCCACAUCCUCGGACGCAUUCUGAUGACUAGAGAUGACGACAUGAUCACCAAAACCAUCGAACAGCUCCUCAAUAAGGGUUACCCAUCAGUGGGGAUCCUCGAUAAAUGUAAUAUUCCAUUUCUGAUCUCAUACUAUGCACCAGAGAAUGUCUUUGCUCAACGACUUCUGAAUAUUCAUCAUAUGGCAAAAAGUAUUCAGAUGAAAAAGGAGUUGAGCUCAGUUUUGGAGAGUUUUGAGGCAGGAAUGGCCCAACGAUUCGAAGGAGAAAUUAUUCCAGACGAAUUCGUGAAUCUUUUGGCAUUGAUGACACAAUCCAAGGAGGAAGUUAUUGCUCGUCUCGCCUUCCGAACUCUCCACGAUUUUCCGAUUCCACUGGCGAUCGCUGCAUGGCUUCGCCUUCUGGCAAUUCUCUCAAUGCCUCGAUUGCCAGAAGCUGAAAGUCUCAGAUUGAAAAUGGAGAGAAACUUGAAUCGUAUUGACGAGGUUGAUGAUGGAAUUGAUAUGAGAAUUCCAGAAGAGAAUGUCCCACAAGUUGUUCAAUUUGUUCCACAAGUUCCGGAAGAUUCUGAUGAUGAUGAAGAAUCGGAAUCUGAAUCCGAUACUGAUACUGAAUCAGAAGCAGAUUCUGAAUCAGAUGAAUCCUUCCUUUCUCAAGAUUCUGCUUUUGGAGGAAUCGACGAAGUUUUGGAGGACAUCCGAGAAUACGAAGAGGAAAUGAUCGCGUUUGACUAUUCCCUCGGGGAGAUGAUUACGAGAAUAGUGAUCGAGGCUUUGCAGUCGAAAACGGAUGGGUUGAUUUUGGAAUACUUCGACUCCGAAUCCAAAGUUGAUGGAAAGAUUAGUGAUGUGAUGCUGGCAGUUUUGAUGACUUAUAUUACCGAGGAAGACGAUGAUUAUGCAUCCGAUGUUGCUGCUUUCCUUCUACAAAAAUCGGUCACUCUAUGCCAAUUUCGUAAUCAAAACGUUUAUGAUUAUCUGGAUAUGAUUAUAGAAAAAUCCGAAGAAGUUUACGAAUUGAUGGACAAAAUUGAAGACAUGAUGGAUGAGGAGGAAUAG
Caenorhabditis briggsae is the source of this 1080-nucleotide messenger RNA. The transcript has 5 exons. Bases 1 to 1080 code for a protein of 359 amino acids. The record is from RefSeq and is a predicted model, not a curated record. Lineage: Eukaryota; Metazoa; Nematoda; Chromadorea; Rhabditida; Rhabditidae.